Molecule: messenger RNA, 931 nt
Organism: Monopterus albus (swamp eel)
Lineage: Eukaryota; Metazoa; Chordata; Actinopteri; Synbranchiformes; Synbranchidae
Product: tonsoku-like protein
Exons: 5
Biological process (GO): replication fork processing; double-strand break repair via homologous recombination
Cellular component (GO): nuclear replication fork
Molecular function (GO): protein binding
Source: RefSeq, a predicted model, not a curated record
UGUCUGGAGGAGCUUGAUUUUAGUAAGAACCCGCUGGGUGAUGGUGUGUCAGAGUCCCUGUCCUGUCUGCUGUCCUGCUGCCCUCUGUUAUCCAAGCUGUCUCUGCAGGCCUGUGGCCUCACCGCUCGAUUUCUGCAGCAGCAUCGACUGCUGCUAGCCAGCGCUCUGGCAGACACGGGGCACCUAAAAUCAAUAUGCCUAUCCCACAAUGCACUGGGCUCUACUGGAUUUGAGCUGGUGUUAAAAACUCUGCCUCUGCACUGUCUCACACACCUGGACCUGUCUGCUGUCCUCAAGGGUCCUGCUGACAUCCCAGCACUGGAACACCUCACCAAAGUCCUGUCGCAGGAUGACUGCUCACUGACCCACCUGAGUCUGGCAGCAAAUGGGUUGACGGACAGCAGCGUAUCCACCUUGGCCAGGUGCCUGCCAUCAUGUCCAUCUCUGGUGAGUUUAAACUUAUCAGGAAAUCCAUCUGUCACAUCAGCAGGACUGCACAGCAUCCUGUCGUCUGUGAGAGACGCUGGUCGAGCUUUGACCCUUCUAAAUCUUCAAGGUUGUCAGGUGUCGGGCCCCUGGGACAGUGCAGGUCUGGAUGGUUUGUCAGAACUAGUUAAGGAUCUCCGUCUUUGCUCUCAGGGACUGAACAAGCUCGACCGGCAAAUCUUAAAGCAAUGCUGGGGUGGCGGUCUGUCACGCAAACACAUCAUUGACCGACAUACCAAGUGCCUGUUCUCUGCUGCAGCCUCAUCAUAAACCCUCUUUUGGUCUGACGAUGGCAGAUCUUGAUCAGUGAUAUGGAAUUUUGAGCUGUGUGAAAUUAGUAGUUGGUGGCAGAGGCUGCACACUUACUCUUCAGAGGAAACCUUACCCUAUUUUUAAUCUGAAGAAAAAUUCAUCCACAACAUCUUAAAAGUACAGCGGCAGUUCC